This is a messenger RNA of Zingiber officinale, 1146 nucleotides long. Its product is annotated as protein TONNEAU 1a-like. Gene Ontology annotation, molecular function: protein binding. The transcript has 8 exons. The coding region runs from base 128 to 928 and encodes 266 amino acids. The record is from RefSeq and is a predicted model, not a curated record. Lineage: Eukaryota; Viridiplantae; Streptophyta; Magnoliopsida; Zingiberales; Zingiberaceae.
AACAAUUUUAGAAUCUUCGAGUGGCACAGGCAUACUUGUUCCUCUCAAGUGUCGACCUCUGCUGGCCGUGGUGGUGACUGGGUGCGACGGAAGGGGUGGGUGAGUCUUCGUCUCCGAGAGCGACGAGAUGGACGACUACGCGAGGGAGAUGAUGGACCUCAAGACUCUCGUCACCCGCACCCUCGAGAAGAAAGGCGUCCUCGCCAGAAUUAGGGCUGAGCUCAGGGCAAGUGUAUUUGAAGCCAUAGAAGAAGAAGAUAAAGUUCUUGUAAAUGAGGACAAUGCCCCUCCUGCACUACUAGGAAGCUGCAAUGAUCGAGCAAAGCAGCUGCAUGUCUCUCCUUCAGGAAGGUUAUUAACAGCAUUAGUUUCUGAAUAUUUGGAAUGGGCCCAGUUGGGUCACACUCUCAAAGUUUAUCUACCUGAGUGCAAUUUGCCAAAGGACUUCUGGAAAGAUGAGUUGAAGGACUUUAGCACCAGAACAAACAGAGAUGGUGAAAGCGGUCCAUUACUAUUAGAUGUUCUUGAAGGAUAUCUAAAAUAUGAGAAUUUGAUUCAAAAUAGGUUUGCUGGUGGGCGAUUAAUUGAUUCGCAGAAUGAUUCAGUAUCUAAUGCUGAAACCAGGAAUGCCCGAAGGCCAUCUUCAUCAGCUGCUGCUCCUGGAGGAUUACCUGCAUUGAGCAGGCCAGUCCCACGUAACCAGUCAUCAGAACGAAAGUCAAGUUCCUCAAUUCCCAUGUCUAGGAAGGAUGAUUACAUGUGGAACUAUGAUGUCGAUGACAUAUCAGAGGAUGUCAUUCGAACGGCAAAUGCUUUAGAAAACAUUCAUCUGGACAGAAAAGCUCGACAUUUGACAUCUUCUUGGAGGCAUUCAACUGAGGGGACGAUGGACGAUAAUGGCAGUGUUGAUCAUCGCUACUCAAAGUAACAGUCUACGUUGAUGUGCUUUUAGCUUGCUCCAUCACGUUUACAACAUCAAGUCGGUAACAUACUGUUUAUCUUUUCUAUUCAGAUGUUUAUUGUUUUUGCGUUUAGAUUCAUGUCAUGUUUAAUUUUGCUUCCCUGCAACUUAUUAGUGGUCUACUAUGUAUCUUGUGCUGUACUUUUGCUUGAUUUCUAAUGAUUUGCAGCAAGCACCGAGAGAUU